AUGCGUUUCAUUCUUUUAGUUCUCCCUAUAUUUUUUGCUUCCCCUGUCUUGACCAGUAGAAAUGUCAAUUACGACUAUCAACUUUAUGAGGAUUUAAUGUAUUUUUACAAUAAAAAUGUGCGCCCUGUUAAAAACAGUACUCAACCUUUGGAUGUUAAAUUUGGUGCUAGUUUAAUCCGUAUAAUUGAUGUGGUGGGUUUUUUUUUAAACUUUUUUAGCCAAUUAAAAAUUAAUUUAAAAAAUUGUUAA
This is a messenger RNA of Meloidogyne enterolobii, 249 nucleotides long. The record is from the annotation of a GenBank genome assembly. Lineage: Eukaryota; Metazoa; Nematoda; Chromadorea; Rhabditida; Meloidogynidae.